This is a messenger RNA of Nicotiana attenuata, 387 nucleotides long. RefSeq lists its product as uncharacterized. Bases 1 to 387 code for a protein of 128 amino acids. The record is from RefSeq and is a predicted model, not a curated record. The transcript has 2 exons. Lineage: Eukaryota; Viridiplantae; Streptophyta; Magnoliopsida; Solanales; Solanaceae.
AUGCGUGGUGAACGGAGGUCCGGCGAUGGACUUUUGGUGGUGAUGGUGCAGCUGGUGGUCGACUGGUUUAAGCUCCUAAGGUUUUUCUAUGGCUGCUUCUUGGUAUGUGAAGAAGAUGGUGGUGUUUGGUUUUUCUUGGUUCCAGAUGCAAUGGUCCUAGCCUUUUUCAAUGGUCAGCAAUUGCCAAAGUGUGUUACACACACUAAUCCGAUACUUUUACCAAAGAAAAAGGAGGUGAAUACUUUCUCUGAUUUGCGACCAAUUAGUCUCAGUAACUUCAUUAACAAAAUAUUUUCGAGGGUGAUUCAUGAAAGAUUGGUGGAGCUAUUGCCUAAUUUGAUCUCAGAGGAACAAUCAGGCUUUGUGAAGGGAAGGAGUAUAGUUUAA